AUGGCGUCCCACUUUAUCCCAAUGACCCUCACGCCAAUCGAUCACAUGAUGCCCAUAUGCUACAUCACAUUCUUUUACUCAUUGUCGGUGAAGAAUCCGAGCCAAGGUGUCGAGGUCCUUGAUGAAGCCCUCGAGCGUCUGGUGAAAGAGUGUCCACUUCUUGCAUGCAAUGUGGGCCGGUCCAGCGCGAAUGACGCCGCCAGGGAGAAUGUCCUUGAGAUUCAGCCGGCUUCGAUAUACACAUUUGCUCAGUAUCCAUUACUGCGGGUCCGCCUGCAUGAGACUCAAUCCGUCACCGAUCGAGAUCCGGGUGACGGUCUGUUCGAUAACGCAUAUCGCGCACUCCCAUUAUCACUGGCCACUGAUUUUCCCUGUCCGAUCAUCCGCUGGCAGGCUAAUGUCAUGCGGGACGGAAUAGUUGUCGCCGUGUCUUUCCAUCACUCUGCCCUGGAUGCAGGUGGCUUCUACAUGAUACAGCAAACAUUGGCCCACCUCUGUCGAGAUCCGAAUCGCUCCCACCUGGGAAUCGACCUAGAGUCCGGCCUCCUCCAGGGUCGACGUUGCUUGGCCCAGAUGCCGACUAUCAGCCCUUGUGCUGACCUCCAACGAGAGGACGAGAGCAACGUCCGCAUGGCUGACUUUGACCUGCGAGUCAAUUUGGUCAGUUACCGACUCACACUCCUGCCCCGCAGAGUCCGAUCCCUUCAGAAUUCUUGCAAUGCGCAGGUCUCGGCAGGUGCUAUGAACUCAACUGGAAAGCAUUUGUCGUCCAAUGACAUUAUCUCAGGUCUUCUAUGGAGAUCUAUCAUAUUGGCUCAAUCGCAUUCAGAUGCGUCACAAAGUAUCGACUCUAGGGGUGAAAAAAGCUCUAUAAUCCUCAUAAGCGAGAUUCGUCGAAAGUUGAUGCCUGCUCUCCCUGCUUCCUAUCUGGGGAAUGCCAUAGUACAGCAGGUGGCGACUACGGAUACUAAAUCGGUGCUAGUACCAUCGACGCUCGAACAGAACGAGCUGGUCCAGCUGACGCACCUCGCCCAAAAGAUUCACGAUGCAUCAAUGCAGGUGACCGAUCUAAGUGUCAAGUCACUCCUGCGGCAGAAGCAGCGCGUGCUCGAUUGGCGUCCUCAAUUCAAGCAAGGAGACGUCACGUCGACAAGUCUCCGCCGGAUGCCAAUUUAUGAUCUCGACUUUGGGACUGUUCUCGGUAAAGUAAUUGGCUUUGAUAGUCCGGAUAAUAGGAUUGAAGGCACCGUGUGCAUGCUACCAGCGUCUUCAUCGUCCAUUGAUUCCCUGUGGGACAUCCGCAUCACGCUGCCUCCCAAUGUGCUUAGUCGACUGCGACAAGAUUCCUUAAUCCAGUGGGCAAUGGGCCUAGCUCUACACCCUCGCUUAUGA
Penicillium crustosum is the source of this 1392-nucleotide messenger RNA. RefSeq lists its product as uncharacterized. Gene Ontology annotation, molecular function: acyltransferase activity, transferring groups other than amino-acyl groups. Bases 1 to 1392 code for a protein of 463 amino acids. Gene Ontology annotation, biological process: secondary metabolite biosynthetic process. The transcript has a single exon. The record is from RefSeq and is a predicted model, not a curated record. Lineage: Eukaryota; Fungi; Ascomycota; Eurotiomycetes; Eurotiales; Aspergillaceae.